ACAUACUCUCCUUUUUCAGCAUAUUCUUGCACAACCACACAUGGCUAUGAAAAGUGGCUCCCUCCAACUUCUCUUUCUUAUUCUCUUCUUUUACUUUCAAGCCAUAAAACUUAGCUCCAGCUUUCAGAGUGUUAACGGGGGUUGCAUAGAAAUUGAGAAGAAAGCACUUCUUAAGUUCAAACAAGGCCUCACAGAUCCUUCAGGCCGGCUCUCUUCUUGGGUCGGAGGAAAUUGUUGUACGUGGCAAGGCGUGAACUGCAACAACAGAACUGGAAAUGUCAUCAAACUCAAACUUCGCAACCCAUUUCCAGAUAGUUUUGAUAUCAAUGGAACAGUAAACAACCUGGGAGGUGAGAUCAAUCCUUCUUUACUCAACUUGAAAUAUUUGAGUUAUUUAGACUUGAGUAUGAAUAACUUUGGAGGGAUCGAAAUCCCAAAUUUCCUCGGCUCCCUCACAAAUUUGAGAUACCUCAAUCUCUCUGGUGCAUUUUUUGGUAAGACAAUCCCACCAAAUCUCGGAAACCUUUCAAGCUUGCUUUAUCUUGAUCUCAGCUCCUACUUUGAUGAUUCAAAUGUCAAUGAUUUGAAAUGGAUAUCAAGUCUUUCAUCUUUAAAGUACCUUAAUUUGGGAGGUGUGGACCUUAGUAAGGCUGCAUCCUCUUGGCUUCAAAUUUUAAAUAUGCUUCCAUCCCUUUUAGAAUUACAUUUGCCUCAGUGUGUGCUUCUCAACCUUCCACCCUCUCUUCCUUCUGUUAAUUUUACAUCUCUUUCAGUACUUGACCUCUCCAACAAUGGCUUCAACUCCACAAUACCCCAAUGGUUGUUCAAUCUUAGUUCCCUUACCCAACUUGAUCUCAACUCCAACAAUCUCCAAGGUGAAGUUUCAGAUGCCUUUACAAAGCUAACUUCCCUUCAAAACCUUGAUCUCUCACAAAAUUCCUUCCUUCAAGGUCAGUUGUCAAGAAAUCUAGGAAAGUUCUGUAAUUUGCAGAUGUUGGAACUUUCUUUCAACAAUAUCACAGGAGAGUUGACUGAAUUCAUCAGUGGUUUAUCUGAAUGUCCUAGUAGUAGCUUACAGACAUUGGAUCUGGGAUAUAAUCAAUUGACUGGCAACCUGCCUAAUACAUUGGGAUACUUAAAGAAAUUGCAGUACCUUAUACUUUGGAAUAACAUGUUCCAAGGUCCGAUUCCAAACUCCAUCGGAAAUUUAUCUUCUCUGGAGGAAUUAUACCUCUCCAACAAUCAAAUGACAGGGAGCGUCCCACAAAACCUUGGGCAACUCUCAUCGUUAAUUGUAUUGGAGCUCUCUGAGAAUUCAUGGGAAGGUAUUGUUACUGAAGCUCAUUUUGCAAAUCUCUCAAACUUGAGGGAACUCUCAAUUUAUAGAGGAUCACCAAAUAUUUCAAUGAUUUUCAACAUCAGUUCUAAUUGGAUUCCUCCUUUCAAGCUCACAUUCAUCAACAUCAGAUCAUGCCAGUUGGGACCCAAAUUCCCAACAUGGCUUCAAAAUCAAAGUGAGUUGAACACUCUCGUUCUUAACAAUGUUGGAAUUUCUGACACCAUACCAGAUUGGUUUUGGAAGUUGGAUUUGGAACUCGAUGAUAUAGAGGUACCUUAUAAUAACUUAAGCGGACGAGUGCCUAACUCAUUACGGUUUAAUGAAUUUGCCCAUGUUGAUCUUAGUUCAAACCGCUUUGAAGGCCCUCUCCCGCUUUGGUCAUCCAAUGUGAGUGCAUUAUAUCUAAGGGAUAACUUGUUCUCUGGACCAAUUCCUCUAAACAUUGGUGAUGUAAUGCCCCAGUUAACAGAUUUAGAUAUCUCUAUGAACUCUUUAAUUGGUAGCAUUCCUUUGUCCAUAGGUAAACUAAAUGCUAUGACAAACCUAGUCAUCUCAAGCAAUCGACUUUCUGGAGAAAUACCUGACUUUUGGAAUAAUAUGCCAGACUUGUACUUUAUUGAAAUGUCAAACAAUAGUCUAUCUGGUAUAAUACCAAGCUCAAUGGGUUCUCUAAAAUUUCUCAAAUUCUUGUAUCUCUCUAAGAACAAUCUUUCAGGGGAAGUUCAAACAGAUUUGCAAAACUGUACGUCCAUGGAAACCAUCGAUAUUGGCGACAAUAAAAUAUCUGGAUAUAUUCCGUCUUGGAUAGGAGAAAGCAUGCCAUCUUUAUUGAUUCUCCGUUUACGGAAUAAUUCCUUUACUGGAAACAUACCUUCACAAAUAUGUAACCUCUCUGCACUUCACAUAUUGGACCUUUCACAAAAUAAGUUGUCAGGAAUAAUUCCACCUUGUUUUGAGAAUUUUAAUGGUAUGAAAAUCCAGCUUACUUCAGAGCGAUAUGAAGGGAAUUUGCAGGUGGUUGCAAAGGGAGCUGUAAUUGAAUAUCACGCUCCCCUCCUUUACCUCGUGAAUAUUCUAGAUCUCUCGGUCAAUGAUUUAUUUGGAAAUAUUCCUGAAGAACUAACAACCCUUAUCAAAUUAGGUGCGUUGAACUUAUCAAUGAAUCAGUUGACUGGAAGGAUACCGGAGAAGAUUGGAAACAUGGUAUUGUUAGAAACACUCGAUCUCUCAGAAAACAAACUUUCAGGCUGUAUUCCACCAAGCAUGGCAUCAUUGACUUUUUUGAAUCAUUUGAACUUAUCGUAUAACAACUUGUCAGGUGAAAUCCCUACAAGCAACCAGUUUCAAACACUCAAUGAUCCAUCAAUUUACGAGGGUAAUCCUGCUCUUUGUGGGCUUCCUCUAAUAACAAAGUGUAUUCAUGACGGUGGGCCGACCCCUAGUCACAACAAAGAAGUUGCAGAUGAUGAAGGUAAGUUUGAAAUGCUAUGGUUAUCCAUCAGCAUAGGAUUGGGAUAUUUCAUGGGGUUUUGGGGGGUUUGUAGCACUUUGAUUGUUAAUAGACAUUGGAGGGCUGCUUAUUUCCAUUUCCUUGGGAAAUCAAAAGACUGGAUCAUUGUAUUUGUCUUGACACGUGCUUCUCGUCUACAAUGGAAAUUCAACAAAGCUUGAAAGAAUUGUCACUUGUCAAAAAAAGCUUUGCUUGUAGAUCUCAGUAAAUAUGAUUGUUUAUAAAGGAAUGUGUCAUUUCUUAUAA
This is a messenger RNA of Camellia sinensis, 3095 nucleotides long. NCBI's taxonomy places the organism in Eukaryota, Viridiplantae, Streptophyta, Magnoliopsida, Ericales, Theaceae. The record is from RefSeq and is a predicted model, not a curated record.